This is a messenger RNA of Spinacia oleracea (spinach), 732 nucleotides long. RefSeq lists its product as uncharacterized. NCBI's taxonomy places the organism in Eukaryota, Viridiplantae, Streptophyta, Magnoliopsida, Caryophyllales, Amaranthaceae. The coding region runs from base 1 to 732 and encodes 243 amino acids. The transcript is spliced from 3 exons. The record is from RefSeq and is a predicted model, not a curated record.
AUGCUAGCCUACGGAACUGCAGCUGAUUCAGUUGAUGAGUACAUAAAAAUAGCCCAGUCAACUACAAGAGAAAGUCUUGUUCACUUCGUUAAAGGGGUUCGACUAGCAUUCACAGAAGAGUACUUGAGGAGGCCAACUGCUACAGAUUCGCAGCGCCUCCUACAUGAUGGGGAAAGACGGGGCUUCCCAGGCAUGAUGGGCAAAGCAGUUGCCUCUGGUGACUUGUGGAUAUGGCACGCAUUUUUGGGAACACCUGGAACUUGCAAUGACAUCAACGUGUUGCAACGAUCUCCGGUGUUUGAUGAUAUAUAUCAAGGUAAAGUUCCUGAAGUGAACUUUACAGUCAAUGGGAAUACAUAUACCAAAGGGUACUAUCUAAAUGAUGGGAUAUACCCUAAGUGGCCAGUGUUCAUCCCAGCUAUUCGACUGCCAAUGAAUCCCGUGGAUGAGUUAUUCACUCAGCGCAAAGAAUCGGUCCGAAAAGUUGUGGAGCGUGCCUUUGGAGUUCUUCAAUCAUGUUUCGCAAUAAUACAAAGACCAACUCUUAAUACUUCACAACAUUCCUCACCCGGCACACUGUGUCCAACAUCUCCACAAGUAGAUCCAUAUCCCACAACUCCCAGAGGUGACUGGAGUAGCACCAGAAUGCCGUUUGAGAACCAAUAUCCAACACAAUCACUCGGUGAAGAUGAAGAUGAAGAUGAAGAUGAAGUUCAAGUUCAAAACACUUAA